Toxoplasma gondii ME49 is the source of this 6242-nucleotide messenger RNA. Its product is annotated as ubiquitin carboxyl-terminal hydrolase. Gene Ontology annotation, biological process: protein deubiquitination. Gene Ontology annotation, cellular component: cytosol; nucleus. Gene Ontology annotation, molecular function: cysteine-type deubiquitinase activity; cysteine-type endopeptidase activity. Bases 1346 to 5332 code for a protein of 1328 amino acids. NCBI's taxonomy places the organism in Eukaryota, Apicomplexa, Conoidasida, Eucoccidiorida, Sarcocystidae. The record is from RefSeq and is a predicted model, not a curated record. The transcript is spliced from 4 exons.
UUCUCUUUCCUACUUUACAAAUUUGUUGCGACAAAGUUAUCCAGUAUUCACCAAAGGUGUAUAUGGUACUGUGGCUACGUUGUCGAUAACGCCGGCCGCUGUUCGCGCGUUUGCGACCGCCUCACAUGCCGAAGCCUGUUGCGCAAGUCGCAAAUUCAUCCCCGCCCAUAAUGAGUUGUGUUCAGUCACCAUGUCAUUUAAUCCGGUUCCAUAUUACCAACUUGUCGUGGACGACAGGUCGGCCUGGACAUACUCUCGACGCGGACGCUAAGGACUAUACAGUCGUGUUGUCGAAUGGUUGACAAGUUCGUGAGCACGGUGCCACCUCUGGAGGUAUCUGUAUCUUAAAGGCGUCUCCGUACAUGUAUACGCACCUGCCGCAUAUGACCAUUUGAGCCUUUCUCGGCUCAGCCAAGUGCCAAGCGUCCGCCGCUGCGCCCGCUUUGUUGUUGGUGUUUUUUUGUGGGUCGCUCCAUGCAUCUUCCACUCCUUUUGCCGGCCUGUUUGUACUCGUUUGAUGGAGCAGAUUUCGCGACUUCUUUCCGUUUUAUGGCAGAAUUUUUGCCCAUUCACGAGUCAUCAUCGUCUCCUUCAUUCUCUACCCUCCACUGGACUUUGGAGAUCUUCUUUCCACCGUGACGUAUGCGCGAGAUUUAAGGAGCCCAAGGUGAAUUGACUAAUGAUACUUAUAAAACCCGACACUAAAGGCGCAACAUGGGGAGUUAACUUAGCUUCCGGGAUGCCGAUAUCAGAGCUCCGGUUUCCCCACGAAAUUAUGACCUCAUGGCUACGCAUUUUGGAGGAGUAGGCUGGUAUUCCUUCAGCGUCUCAGACGCAUUUCGGAUGUGGACCGUGUGGGCUCGCAAACGGCUGCAUCGACUUGCUACCGUGCGGUCAAGAAAACAAAAAGAAGUGCCUAUCGUCCGAAAGCACGAGCAGUCAAUUGUACUACGCGCGGAAGUGCCACCUGCGGAUUGCAACUAGACUGAUUUUCUUGAGCGGCGAUGCCUACGCAUGUGUUGUAUCAUUAUUGGUCAUUGUGGAAAUCGCGUGUUUCAAAUACGGAACCGACUCCAGAACCGAUAUUUUUGCCCUGGAUGCGUGGAACCACCUCUCGACCUUGUCUUUUUCUCCUGGGGCUUAACCAUCUACCCUGAGGAAUGGUGGUGGUCAGCCGACACAUUCGUGCGCUGAACAAGUCCACCGCUUGCGGAGUCUUCUACUGGAGGUAGUGUCUGAACACUGCUUCGCUGCUGGAUCUGUUCCAGCCUGCUGGGAUGGAGGACUGCGCCUGAGUUGACGGCGAGAUACGCAUUACGGUAGGGUUCAGGGAAGGUUCAAGAAGAUGGAGUCUCGAAUGGGUAAAAAAAGUAAACAGCGAUGUGGCAUGUUCCCCUACGGAGGUUCAAAUGUAGGAGCUGGUCUUUCUCACGACGCGGCGGAAAUUACCACUGACGAGAACAGCGCAUGCUCUACAGGUUUAGAAUGCAGCGAAAGGUGUGUGCAUCCACAGAGCAUACUCGAAAAGCGACUGGAAGUUCCUGGCACAGCACAGGUGUCUACCUUUCACGUUGAAGAAGAUUGUGGGGGCAUCCGGGUUCUUACCGACCACCUGCGCAUCCGAUGUUGUUCUCCUAUGCUACCGGAAUUAAACUGUGCGCUGCUAGAUGACUCUGGCACGAGGGAAACGCAACAUGGAGGUGACGGCGACCAUGGCGGUGUAACACAGGAGCUCUUUGUGGAUUCAGAGAACCAUGAUUUUGCUUUCUCGAGAACGGAAGGCGGUGAAACUGUUCAGGAACGGUGGUGUCGGUUGCUGACGCCUUUUCCACCGUUCCUGAUAUCGUUGUGGGCCCGACAGUUGCAGUUGCAACAGGCCGCUCUGGACAAGGGUCUUCUUCCCCUUCCUCUGCACAAUCCGUCGUCAUUCUGUUUCCUCGCCGCGUCUCUUCAAGCCCUGGCUUCUUUGUCUCCCCUACUCGAUCUCCUUCAUGGGCUCACAUACCUUAGGUUGCUUCGCAAGCACCUCGGCGCUGCGAACUCGUCUCCGUAUCUGGAUUCGAUAUCGGUGCGAGCGUGCCAAAACAAGCAGUGCGAUUUUGGUGUGAGUAGCCUCCACGACGAGGAUGUGCAAGAACGAGAAGCUGCAGAUUUUCAUCCGACUCCAAGGUCAAGGUUUGCUAGCGAUUUAUCCCCUUCUGGUCAAACCCUGAGACGGAAGCUCGUCGAUAGUCCGCGUGAGCUUCCGCACAUUCUAUUGACCUGCUUUCUAAAUCUCAACCGUGGCCUGUAUGUGCCAUCUUUGUCAGGCUUACGCGCCGCCACCGAUGUGGGUCCGUGUAAAGAGCCACAAAGCGACGAUAAGGACCUUAACUCUCUGACUGAUCGGGAACAAAAUGCUGUGAAAACGCCUGUAGACCGUAGUGUGCUCGCGAGCAUCCAGAGCGACGAUAACGAGACGCCUGCUGACAACUAUGGUGGCUGCGGGUUCGAAACGGUGGAGUGGAUACUGGAUUCCGGCCGUUCCGCUGGUGCCGUUUCAUCUUUGUUUGAUCUCCUGCAAACCCUCGAAUGCGCGCUUGGUUCAACGGCCAGCCUGAGCGCCAAGACCCUGGAUACGGCAGAGGCCUGCCCGGACAGCCUGGAUGAGAUUUCACGGCAUGAAGCGAAGCGAAAUUUCCGCGAAGGGCGGGCUGAGUGCCGCAGGUGCGACGACACUCACAACAUUCUUACAAGAGUAAGUGAGGCGUCACGGUUAAGCUCGGCCACUCUGGAGCGAGAAAGGCGUCAGAUUCUGAAGACCCAUCAGAGCAAGACAACGGUGACGCAGCACGGCAUGGCCGCUGCAGUGUACAGGGAAAUAUGCCGUGCUGCGCACACUCGUUUUCCAGGUGACGUCAGACAUUUCGGUGGAGCUUCCGGCAGUGACAUGUUUAUGCAAGAGCAAGACGCACACGAGUUCCUUCAAGCGCUUCUGGAGGAAUUAGAUGAGGACUGUCACUGUGCUGGACAGUUGUGCUCCCAGCUCUCAGACAUCCUUGAGGACGCAAUUGCAAACAUCUCAACAGAGGACUUGCACAAAACAGGACGGCAAACUCACAGCCAUACUACGUCAUUGAGGACGAACGGAAGACCUCAAAAUACCAACCCCAACAGGCGAUUCUAUACGGGCACGAAAGACGGUACCACGGCAUGCCAAAACGUGCUGGGAGAAAAUCAGAAGAAACACCAAACGCACGACGUCAGGCCUGGAGUCGACAACGAAAUGGUUGUGGGUUCGACUUCAGGCCCUUCCAUAUCUUCUCAGCAACAGAAGGAAAUCCUGCCUAACGACCGCCACAGAAAAGCCACUGCCCUUCGAUUUGCUCGCCCGCAAAUGAGAGGAGUCUUUUCGGGGGAAAUCGCUGAAUUCACUCGGUGUCUUGUUUGUGGCUACUGCGCGCCAGAGCGGCUCGUCCCGUUUUUCUGUUUGCAGCUGUCGUUGGGUUCUGCCCAUGAAUGCAAAUUUCUCUCGAGUCCGCCUUCCCUCCAGGAUCUUCUCCGUUCUACGUUGGGGCCGCAGCGGGUGGACGGCGUAGAAUGCCUACUUUGCUCUGCCGUAGCGACAUUGGAAAAGCUUCAGUGGCGCCUUCGGAGAGACCCUUUCUUGGGCGCAGCCCGCCGCCAUUUUAAUGCAUACUCUCGACCGGAAAAAGCGGAACCUGCAGAUUUCGACACUUCCAGAGACGGCCGAGAAGGCGACAAACCCCUGGCAAACUCCUCCGGUGUUCAAGUGCAACAACUCACGCCCACUCGUUCAAAACACACGCUGGGCGGUGUGUACGAGCCGAUCGCUUGUGGCGCGGCAGAGUCGGUAGCUACCGCGUCUGUAGAUUCCCUGGUGUCGUCCGACUUGGACAAACGGUUUCCGCCAGAGCUAGGCGUCCCGGGUUUGUUUUCACCGAUGUGGACAUUACCUGCGACUUUACUCCAAGGGUACGUCCACCGCUGGGCCGUCGUCGGGCAGCUGAAAAAGUUCUUUGCCCUCCGGGAAGGCUUGAUCGUGAGGGAAAAUUUGGGGCCAGAACGGGGUGCGCUGACGGCUUUACAGGUACCGUCACAGCCGCAGAGUUCAGAUGAAUCAGGGAUAUCCAAGGACCAUGGGACAAACGCAAAGGACGAGGACGGUAUGCUCGACGCCAUAAAGCUUUACGCCGGUGGAUUCUGGAACGCAGUUCGACGCCCGAAGGAAAAGGUUCAACGCGUUGAGCAGUUGCCACAAGUCCUCAUUAUCCAGCUCAGCUCAUUACACAUCACGCCAUAUGGGCAAAUAUACAAGCAGCUGGGACGCUGCUCCUUUCCUCUUGUAUUUGACGCGUCAUCACUUUUCGGGACUGCGAGUGAUCAUGCGAAAAGAAGACAUGGUUAUUUGCAUUGCGGCAGCUAUAGCUAUCCGCAGACCCCGCACAGCAAGCCGGGAACGCUUAGUCCGAAAUCUAAAGAGCGAGGGAUGGCAAACAUUGCAACCACCGACGAACCGCGAACUAGGCCAGUCGCCAAAUGGCAAUCUGGGAGUGUUGGGAGUGAGACAAAUGAAUGCCUACACAAGGAAAAGGUGAACACUUGGUCGAAAGGCCCGCUGUACGAGCUCAGGGCUGUCAUUAGUCACCUAGGUUGCUCUGCUUCAACUGGGCACUUCGUUUGCUACCGACGCUGGGAUGCCCGAACGUUCGGACCGGGACAUGGAGUUCGUUCUCUCCUAGAGGGAUUUUGUGCGAAUUCGGGCGUUCGGACGCCAGGUGCAAGUGCCGAAAAUGAAGGGAUUCAACUGCAGACUGAUUUGGGUUACCAUAGAAAUCCAGCGUUGUGCAAGCUUAAGGAGGAGAAAGAUAUACGCCCAACUGCUAGUGGCCAUUCGCUGUCGAGCCACCUUAGUACACCUAGCGCAGGCAGACCCAAUUCGGAAAGUGCGCCACUGGUUCUCAAAUCAGGUCCCGACCUCGUCGCCGAGAGUAUUUCCAGGUGUAUAGACGAGACCGUUCGCUUCCACAGUGCUUGCGUAGCGGGCAGGGAGGGAGAUGAUCUCCAAUCAGAAGAAAUGACCAAAAGCAAGGAUACUGGGCAGUACGACAAGCCCGACAGUCAUUAUCAAAGAGAUGCACUUGAUGCUCGCAACGCGUGGACCAAAGCGAGGCUGGAUACGUGGUUUCGCCGGAGCACCUUGCUAGGGGCGUCAAAUGCAUCGUUUGUUCGAGUGUCGGACUCCUGCGUUCGGCUUGUCAGUGUGGAGGAAGCCAUGACGACAGCACCGUAUCUUCUGUUCUACCAGGUUGCCUCACCUGCUGUCUGUUGAUCUUGGCCAUGUGUCACACGCCUGUCUUUUCUGAAGAGCGUUAGCAAAUGGCUUAUUGUCUGACGAUUACCUGCCAUAGUACUAAUUUGGAAACGGGCUCUCGCCAUUUUUAUAACGGGAUGGCUGUGAACCUCCGUGAGACCGAUAAACGAACACAGAAUAUGUUUCUGCGUUGUUUCCCCAGCCCGUUGGUUUGACGGAUCUCGGUCCCCGGCCCGCUGUGUUUUUCAACGAAAACUCAGAAAGGAGCCCACCAAUUGCGUGAUACUCUAUUGUCGUUGAGCAAACGAAGAUCCCGAGUUGAAAUUGCCUCACAGCAGCAACACAACCUUGCCCCAAGUAUCGCAUGAGUGUUUCCGACAUUCGGUUACGUUGACAGACUAUUUUCUGACGAAACAAUCGCUGGCCUCCAGAUGGUUCGGAUCAAUUGAACAGCCGUUUUCAAUAGGUAAUGUUCUCUUCGGUUUGGUAACGUGAGAAGCUGUCCGCAAAAAUGAGGCGUCCAGAUAAGCACUCGUCUACACUGGCAUACUCAAUUCUUGUGCCACAGGUAGUAGAGAGUUACAAGAGUUAUCGCUUUUGGCGAGGUGCAGGCGUAUGAAGGAUGACCAUCAACGGACUCAAACUCCCAUGAGUUGCACGCUGAUCUUUUUCUCAAGACAAACUAGACGGCUCCCUUCACGGAAUCUGAUAGGCUGCCUUCCCUGUCAUGACUUUGCCGAGGUUACUGGACACGCGUUGUAUCUGCAGUGCUUUCUGUGAGUAUGUGGUGGGUAGAUAGGGAGUCGCACAGUUCGUGCCUACAAAGAGGUGAUUUGGUGCAGUUUCUUGCUUGGAUUGCAAGUGAAGAAUGACUCCUGUUCCGUGACUGGCGGAUGUUCCUGUACGAGACCGUCUAAAGAACUGCGUG